UACCUCAUAAAUUUUAACAAAUAUCUAUUGGCUGUACUGACCAUCGAAGUUCUUAUUUUGUGUGAAUAUUUGGGUGCUUGUCAAUGAACGAGAACAAGAAUGAUUGUAGAGGACUAAUUCAACAAAAUCAUGGACUAAAUGGGGAUUUUAAUUCUGAAUUUGGCAAUAGUUUUUGUCAACAUUUUGAUCUCAGAGAGUCACUUGCCAUGGCUGGAGGAGGAGGAGGAGGAGAAGCAGAACAGUUACCAAACAUAGGCACUGUAAAAUCAUCUAGCACCAUUAUGAGCCGUUUUGAGUCACCAGCUUCUGCUUUCUAUGCAGCAGAACAUUGCAUGGGCUUCGCAGAAUAUGAUAGCCAAGUUGGUAAUCAAUCUUUAAGCUCUCAAUUCUAUAAGGUUAAUGAUGUGGAAUUCCCAUUGUAUCAAUCUUCCAGGGAAAAACUUAUCUUGGACUCAGCAAACCAACCUGAUUCCAACUUUGAAUUGUCAAACACUUUGCAAGCCAUGGUGAAGUCUCAAUUGAAUAGUAAUCAAUGCCGUGGAUCCCCUGAAAAAUCCAAUAAAAUUUCUUGUGGGAAUUUUCCUGGUACCAAGUUCCUUCCAAUUGAACAACAGAAGUUGUUCAUUGAUGGAGUUGCUUCAUUUAGCAGGAGCUCAUUAUUUCCUAACAAAGGAAAUCAGGACCAUACAGUUGUUCGUGGCUCUUAUAACUUCCCAGUUGCACAGUUGAGCUUCUCAUCUCAGCAAGAGAAGUUGCCUCCAACAUUUUCAGCAGGAAGUGUGUCAAAUACUCUUGGAAACUUUUCUCCUAAUGGGACAGUAGUCUCAAGUAAAACACGUAUAAGAUGGACAAAUUAUCUUCAUGAGAAGUUUGUUGAGUGUGUGAAUCGCCUUGGGGGUGCUGAGAAGGCAACACCAAAAGCUAUAUUAAAGAUGAUGGACUCAGAUGGUUUGACCAUCUUCCAUAUCAAAAGUCAUUUGCAGAAAUAUAGAAUUGCAAAAUUCAUGCCAGAGUCAACUCAAGGGAAAUCUGACAAAAGAAUCCAUACAGAGGAUGUGCAUCAUCUUGAUGUCAAAACUGGCUUGCAAAUUAGAGAGGCACUUCAGCUGCAAUUAGAUGCUCAAAGGCAUCUUCAUGAACAGCUUGAGAUUCAGAGAAAAUUACAGUUGCGAAUUGAAGAACAAGGUAGGCAGCUGCAAAAAUUGUUUGAUCAACAACAGAAGACAAGUAAUAACCUCUUGAAUACUCAGAAUACAACCAACGAUGAUACAUCAAUAAGUCAUAAAGAUGUUGAGGUUUCUAUUUCUGAAGGUGCAAGAAAUUCCUUCUUCCCUUCCAAGGCCUCUCCAAGCCCAUAAUUUGAUAGUUAUGUAUAAAAUUAGAGUUUUCCAAAAUCUCACUCCUUGUAAGAAACAGAUAAACCGAUUAU
Gastrolobium bilobum is the source of this 1429-nucleotide messenger RNA. RefSeq lists its product as uncharacterized. The transcript is spliced from 6 exons. The coding region runs from base 84 to 1358 and encodes 424 amino acids. Lineage: Eukaryota; Viridiplantae; Streptophyta; Magnoliopsida; Fabales; Fabaceae. Gene Ontology annotation, molecular function: DNA binding; DNA-binding transcription factor activity. The record is from RefSeq and is a predicted model, not a curated record.